Chenopodium quinoa (quinoa) is the source of this 2839-nucleotide messenger RNA. RefSeq lists its product as uncharacterized. The record is from RefSeq and is a predicted model, not a curated record. The coding region runs from base 618 to 2690 and encodes 690 amino acids. The transcript has 9 exons. NCBI's taxonomy places the organism in Eukaryota, Viridiplantae, Streptophyta, Magnoliopsida, Caryophyllales, Amaranthaceae.
CGUCUGUAGUUUUGUUUUGCUCUUUCAUAACACCGAUUUCCGAUGAAUUUGUACGUCAUUUGUACUCGCCUUCUCUUUUAAUUGUUCUUAUCCGACAAAAUAUCAAGCCGGCUUAAACAAUACAACCAAAACCCACCGAUUCAGCCUUCAAUCUUUUCGUGAAAAAUGUGAACUUUGAUUCUUUCUCCCAAUUACUUCCUCAACUUCUUGCUUAUACUUCCAUCUUUGCUUCCAUUCCAAUUCACCCCUUCAACUUUCUACUAAUUUCCAUUACCCUCAAUUUUUACUCAUCGAAUAAAUUCUUGAUAAUUCCUGCUGUUUUUCAUAUGUUUGAAGGAAAUUUUUAACUUGAGAUUAUUUGAUGGGUGUUCUUGAAACUUUCCACUGAUUUUCUGGGUUUUGGUGAUAAUAAGUAAUUGGGUUUUGUUUCUUGGUAUGGUAUGGUAAUGAUGAUGUGAUAAUCAGUGGCGGAUCUAGUAUUUUGAUAUACGGCCACAUUGUUGGGCUCAUUGGCGCCACUUUUGACUUAAAAUCGACACGAAAAAAACUAAUAACUUUUGGUGGGUUGGUUGUAGUUCUUGUAAAUUUUGUUGGGUAAUUGCUGAAUUUGUGAUUAGAUGACAAUGGUGAACAAAACAAGGAAUAUGUUGGAGGAUUUUAUGAGAGAAGGGUCAUUCAAAUGGCUGGUUGGUAGUCGGGAUUCAUUUAAAGAGGAAAUGGAGGAAUUAGGCAAAUCAUCUUCUGGAGAUAGUAAUUGGAUACCUGAACUUUCACCUGUUGCUAAUGUUGUGGCAAGGAGAUGCUCAAGAAUACUUGGGAUUUCAACAAGUGAUCUUAAAGAAGAUUUUGAUUCAGUUGCUUCAGAAUCUGUUAGAAGCCCUUCUCAUUAUGCUAGAAACUUACUGGAGUACUGUUGUUUUAGAGCACUUGCCCUGUCUAUGCAAGUAACUGGUUAUUUGGCUGAUAAAAAAUUCCGUCGUUUAACAUAUGAUAUGAUGCUCGCGUGGGAGUUUCCUGCUUCUUCUAGCCAACCAUUACUUACUGUGGAUGAAGAUGCUACAGUUGGACUGGAAGCCUUUUCUAGGAUAGCACCUGCUGUGCCUAUUAUUGCGAAUGUAGUCAUCAGCAACAAUUUAUUUCUGGUUCUUACUGCUUCAACUGGUGGUCGCCUUCAGUAUUCUGUCUAUGAGAAGUACCUUAUUGGCUUAGAAAGAGCUGUAAAGAAAUUGAAGAAUCAAUCUGAUUCAUCGUUGCUAUCUGAACUGCGGUCAGGUAGAAGGGAGAAGAUAGUGGAAGUGGAUGGCACAGUGACAACCCAACCAGUUCUCCAGCAUUUGGGAAUUUCUACAUGGCCUGGGAGACUAAUCCUUACUGAUCAUGCUCUAUAUUUUGAACCUCUUAAAGUUGUAUCAUAUGAUAAAGCAACACGCUAUGACCUAGCAGAUGAUUUGAAGCAGAGUGUCAAACCUGAAUUGACUGGUCCAUGGGGUACAAGACUUUUUGAUAAGGCUGUUGCUUACAAAUCUGUUUCUCUAUCAGAACCGGUAAUAAUGGAAUUUCCUGAGCUUAAAGGGCAUAGUCGACGUGACUAUUGGUUGGCGAUUAUGCAGGAGAUUUUAUUUGCUCAUAAAUUCAUUCGCAAGUACAAGAUAUCUGGCAUUGGACGGGAAGAAGCACUUCUAAAAGCUGUACUUGGGAUUCUUCGGUUGCAGGCCAUUCAAGAUAUGAAUUUAAUAGGCCCUGUUCGUGUGGAAGCAAUUCUUCUUUUUAAUCUUUGUGAUCAUCUACCCGGGGGAGAUAUGAUUCUAGAAACUCUAGCCAGCAUGUCCACCUCAAGAGAGUUAGAAAGGACAAAUAGUCCUCGACGAUGUGGUUUGCACUCUAGUUCAGCUUUAGCGAUUGCCACUACUUUAGGCUUUGGAUUUGGUUCCAAUGACCAUAACAAUCAUGUACUUCUUGUGGGUGAGAUAGCAGUUGGGGAUACAACUCCCUUGGAGAAGGUUGUUAAGGAAUCAAGAAGUAGCUAUGAGAAGGUGGUCCUAGCUCAGGAAACAGUGGACGGUGUAAAAGUAGAUGGUAUUGAUACCAACUUGGCGGUAAUGAAGGAGCUACUUUUUCCUGUUUUAGAACUUGUCAACUGUAUUUUUUCUCUGGCUUAUUGGGAAGAGCCUUUGAAGUCUCUGGUAUUCUGCGCAAUUGUUGCUUAUGCUGUCUUCAGGGGAUGGCUUGUGUAUGUUGUUGCUUCGCCUCUAAUCUUUAUUGCAUUCUUUAUGCUUCUGACACUUUGGUUUAGUCAAGGUCGACCUGUUUCAGAGGUGAAGGUAAUAGCUCCACCAACAAAGAAUGCAAUGGAACAGAUUUUGGCAGUCCAGAACGCAGUUUCUCAAGCUGAAGAGUUCAUCCAAUUUGGAAAUAUUAUUCUUCUCAAACUACGUGCCUUGUUGCUAUCCAUUUCACCUCAGGCUACCAUGAAAUGUGCAAUAGUGCUUUCGGGCAUGGCUGUGUUUUUGGCAUUUGUCCCAAGUAAGUACAUUAUACUGUUGUGCUUUCUGGAGGUAUUCACAAGGUAUUCCCCUCCAAGGAGAGCAAACACAGAAAAAUGGGAGAGGCGUUUGAGGGAGUGGUGGUUUAGCAUACCCGCUGCACCAGUUGCUCUUGAGAGAGAGAAUGAAGAUAAGAAACGGAAAUAAUUUCACGUUUGCUUGAAGGUUGUAGAUUAGUAAUAAAUCAUUGUAUCAUUCUGCUAAUAGAAAAGCUGCUUGUUAAUAGAAUGACUGUUAAUAAAGUUCUUUUCUAGUAUACAAGAUAUAUCUAAUGAGAAGUGUAAAGUUGAACAUAA